Limulus polyphemus (Atlantic horseshoe crab) is the source of this 3783-nucleotide messenger RNA. RefSeq names its product vacuolar protein sorting-associated protein 13B-like. The record is from RefSeq and is a predicted model, not a curated record. The annotation marks the transcript as partial. NCBI's taxonomy places the organism in Eukaryota, Metazoa, Arthropoda, Merostomata, Xiphosura, Limulidae. The transcript is spliced from 4 exons.
GUUCUAUGUUGCCUUCUUGUAUCACAGGUUAAAGUUUUGUUUUCCAGGUGCUGUAGCAGGAGUAGUUGAUCAACCUCUUCAGGUGCUUGUUUCUCCAGACCUUGGUACAAACUCAUCAGUUAGAGUUGCAAGUGGAGUUGUCACAGGGGUUGGGAAAGGACUUGUUGGAGUAGUUGCAAAGCCAAUAGGUGGAGCUGCAGAGCUUGUUUCCCAGGCUGGACAAGGUUUGUUGGAAGGAGCAGGCUGGGGGAGGAAACUAGUCCGGAAGUAUAGUCCAGUAACAGCGUUCUGCAGAGACAGGCACAACAGUCACUUGAAGCUUGCAUGGAAGGUUCUGCAAGGGCUGGGUAGAGAUAAAGUGGUUUUAUGUCUGGAAGCAACUCAUCUUAACCAUUCUGGCAGUUACAUCUCUGACGUGCUUGUUUUAACAACCGAGGUUUUAUGUGUAAUCAACAAAGAAGAAGAUACACAACAGCAAACCUUUGCAAUAACGGAAGUGGAGUGUCGUGGGUCAGUCAGCGACCUGAGUGCAAUAUACCUGGUGUUACGGGAAAAGAUUGGGAAACUUCCACCCGAAAUGAAAGCUGCUCAGGAGAGUAAUCUCGAGAGGGUUGCUGAUUACAUACACAAAACAGCUCAGUUCACCUCAAUCGGAGCUCAGUGGCUAUCUAGAGAAGACGACCAAUCGGAGGCCUCCUUCCAAACGGCUGAUGACUCUAAUUCCGUAUAUCAAUAUUAUCUCCAUCCAAAACUUCGUGGACUCUUCCUCGUCCAGUUUCAGUUGGUACAGAGAGAAGCUUUAGGAAGAGGUUUUAGAUUGUAAUUAUUUCCAGGAGUAUGGAUAUUCAUGUCUGUGAUUUAUAUAUAAUUGAGUAUUUUCAUAUGUUUGUAGCAUUUUCUUAUGCAUGGAGAUCCAAAACAUGUGACUGAAAUGUGUGUCAUUUUCUUGCACAAAGGUUUGUAGUAUAAUAAGCAUCACAAUACACAACCUACCUUAAUUUUCACACUUAACUAGGACAGAUCAGUUGAAACCACAGGUGUUUUGUUAGGAUUAAGUAAUUUGUCUGACCACUGAAAAACAAAGAACUUGUUGCACUGUUUUAUUGUUUGUGUUAUAAGAGUUUAGUUUAAGAAUUUAAACUGUGAAAACUUAGUUGUGUCUACUGUUAAUGUUUAGUUGGAAUUUAAGGAUUUCACGAGUAACAGUAAACAACUAUCGGUCCUCAAGUGUGAAUAUCAGAUAACUGUCAAUUUAAGUCCCAUGUGUAUAAUAGCAUCAUUGUUUUCUACUGUAUAUUUUGAACUGUUGUCAGAAACAAUCCUGACAACAGUGAUGAACUGAGUGUAUAUCUUAUGUGAGUACCACCCAUCUAACGUUCCACAUGGUGUGAUAUAGACAAGGAAGUCUAUGACACAAACUCUUGUUAAGCAUUGUUAAAUUCUAAUAAAGUUUUAACCACAACACACUAAAUAUAUAGGGUUAAUAAAGUCUAUUUAUUCUUAUAGAACUUGUACAAGAAAGUUGCUGUUAGUAUAAGUUAAAAUAUUGUGGUUUUUGAGCAGAUUAUUUUACAUUACACUGGUGAUAAUCUGAGGGAGUUGAAUAUGGGCGGUCAUUUUUAUAUUCCUAUAAGCAUUACAUUCAGAAUAUAUUUGUAAAACUAUGACAAUCUUUCAGUGCUGUAUGUAAUUAUACCAUAGUGUAUUCAGUCACAGGCCUAAAAAAUCAGUAAUGUUUAAAUAUAAACACAAGUAUAUCUGUGUUGAAGAGUUAACAAUAUCGUAAACAAACUCGGUAAUGUUUAAAUAUAAACACAAGUAUAUCUGUGUUGAAGAGUUAACAAUAUUGUAAAACAAACUCAGUAAUGUUUAAAUAUAAACACAAGUAUAUCUGUGUUUAAGAGUUAACAAUAUCGUAAAACAAACUCGGUAAUGUUUAAGUAUAAGUAUAUCUGUGUGUUGCAGAGUUAAUAAUAUUAUAAAACAAAAUCAAUAAUGUUUGUUAAGUAUAAAUAUAUCUGUGUGUUGCAGAGUUAACGGUAUUGUAAAACAAACUCGGUAAUGUUUAAGUAUAAAUAUUAGUAUAUCUGUGUUGAAGAGUUAACAAUAUUGUAAAACAAGUGUUAAUGUUCGUAAAGUAUAAACACAAGUAUAUCCGUGUGUUACAGUUAAUAGUAUAAAUAUUAUAGUUACCCUAAGGCAAAACUAAACCUGGUAAUGCUGUUUAAAAAUGCAUGUCUUAUUUCUUACAGUUAUGUAACUAUAGUAGAUUAAACAGUAAAGCAGAACAGUAUCGGUAAUAUUGUUAGGAGUUCAGGUUUUGCAACUGGCAGUAAAUAUAACCAAGAUUUUUAUGAGCUAUUAUGUCUUUAAAAGCACCUAUAGUUGUUAAACUGUAAUCAGGAGCAUCGUUAAGGGAGGGGGGUAGGGCAGCAAGGGUGUUUACUAAUAAAGGGGCCACAAAUGGUAGUCAUGUAGAAUUAACACAUAUUACGACAUGGCAUAUGGACCCGAGUUGAAGGGGGGGGGGGACUUUGUUAAAUUAUUCUACUGCUUGUGAUGUGCUAUAAGUUUUGUAAAUUUUCAAAAUUAUUAUUGUUCAAAAGGUAAGAGAAAGAUAAAUAUCACAGCUUAUGUUGUUAUUAAAACACACAAAAUAUGUUUUGUAUUUUGAUAUCAAAGCUAGGCCGAUCUCUCUACCUUCAGGAGCACGAUUUGUUUAGCUUCUGUCUUCAGCGUGUAGAUAUGUUUUAGUUUCAUUCUUCCCACCGUAUUCAGAAGUAGAUUCUGGAGCUAUUGUCGGUAACUUACGCUGAUUAUGAAGAAAUAUUACAAAAACUGUUUAAUAAGUAAAGCUUUGUAUUACAUCGUGGUUAUCUUGCAUAAGGUAUAAGUAUUACCAUAGCAACAGAAUCAUUUAGGGGAGAUAAUUCAUUGAGACAUUUUUUUCUUUCCAUUUGAGUUUCAUUAUGUGUAUACAUAAAAGAAAAUUCAAAUUCUUUAUUUCAAAGUUAAAUACUUUUACCAAAAUUAUUUGAUUUUCAACUGUUCUAAUUACAUCGUACCAGAGGUUUCCGUUCUGGAUUGUACAUAGAUGCUACCGUUAGACACUGGUAUCUUUAACUUUAUUGUUAUACUGAAUUUGAUCUAAUUAUUUAUGUUAUUUUGGAGUAUAAGAGAAUUCAUUUCUUUUCUUGGAACAUUUUAAAUAAUGAAAAUUAUUUCAUUUACAUUUAGAUGCAUUUAAAGGAAGUUUUCACAUUUUCCCAAGACAGUUUGUUUGUUUUGUAACUGAAAACUGAUUGUUCAUCACUACCACACGUUUUUGACAACAGUGUUUAGUGUGAAAAAAAAAGUUUCUAUUAAUAUUAAAAUGUUUGUUUUUGUAAAUUAGUAACUGCAAAAUUAUCUAGAAAACAGAUCAUGUAUCGAAGAUUUUUGUGUAACAAGCUUUCAAACAGUCACACCAAAGUAUUUUUCUCUGUGUGAAAAUUUUAUUAGUAUUAUAUGGACAAUUAUUAUUUACAAAUUCACAUCAACAGAGGAGAGGUAGUCAUUUCAUUCCUUCAAGUGAUUAAAGCCACAAUUUUAUAAUAUACAAGUGGCAGGAUAUCACCUUGGUGCUGGUUUUGUGUUGUUGUUUUUCUUUCAUCAGUGAGAGUAUCUCCUAUGUAUACCCCUACUUUUAACGAUAUAUUCACUGCUAUGUUUUUUUUUUUUCCAAAAUGAAAGGCCAUAUUGGAAGAUAAAAUCUUGUCGGGACAUUAAAACAGUUUAAUUUAC